AAAAAAAAAUAAUCAUGCAUGAGCCAAUAUAAAUCUUCGUAUUAGCACAAAAUGUUUUGUUUCAGUAAAAGUCAAAAUCAAACUCAUAUUAUAAUAUUGAUAGGUAAAUCAAAAUAUCAAUUUUUAAAUCCUAAUCAUAGAUUUAUUUAUGGCGCCACUUGCAGAAUUGAUACCUGUUUGUCGAGAAAAAGUUUUAUUGAAAUCUGUGCAUAGCUAAAAAAAACGAUCACCAAUUAAAAACUAGACAUUUUUGGCCCACUCUGUACAUGUAUAUUGUCAUAGUCAAUUUUUAAGUGUACAUGUAUCAACAUACUUUGACUGCAAUAAAACCUUUUUGUCAUCAUUUGAAAGAUUCAUGUUUAAUCUGUUUUAGUAGACUGCAUAUAAUUUAUUUUCAAAAUAUUAACAAUAUUAAUUGAUGUAUAAACAGCAUACACCUGCAAAUCGAUCCCUUUGAAAUAAUUGACAUUUUUUGUGCCACCCUGUAUAGUAUUCGCAGAUACAAAAACGAUACUGUGUUCAAUCAAUGCUCAAAUAGGAUUUGGCAGUCCACGGGAUAUAAUAGCAGAGAAAAAUGGCUUUUUCCACAUAUAGUAACACAACUUUCGGUAAAGUUAUCACAGCACAAAGCGAGAGUCUGAUUGUUCAGGAUGGAGAAAGUACAACUGUUCCCCUAACACAAAACAAUACAAGCACAAAUGAUUCAGCUUUUUAUAACAAAGCUAUAUCCUAUGGUUUAGGAUCGUUGGGAUUUUGUGGAAAUAUCCUCGUGGUAUUUGUUUUCAUGAAUUCUAGAAUCCAGAGGCGUAAGAUCACAAAUAUGUUGAUUAUAAACCAAAGUACGGUUGAUAUGUUAGCAUCGUUGUUUGUGAUUCUCAACAAUCUCUUUGAUGACCAUGGAGUGAUAACAGAACCAGGCUUAGCAGCUGAACUUUAUUGUAUGCUUUGGCUCUCACAAUACACAUUAUGGAGCAAUAUGACUGUAUCAACAUUCAAUCUUAUGGCUUUGACGUUUGAACGCUAUUUCGCAGUGAUCCACCCAUUCACAUACAAGCUGAAGUUCACACGUAAGAAAGCCGCAUUGGCGAUAUGCUUAGUUUGGCUGUGUGGACUUACAUUUUCAAGUAUAAAUAUCUGGACAACUUAUUUGGAAGGUACAACAUGUAAACUGUAUGCAGGAUACCCCAGUGAGUUAUUUCGGAAUGUGUGUGGUGUGGUGACAGUUUCUGUCAUGGUGUUUGUCCCUGUUGGCAUUCUCAUUGGUUGUUACAUUAGGAUCGCCAUGGAGAUCUAUAGACAGGCCAAGAUGACAGACGCAUCUUCACAUCGUGACACGCAGAUGUCAAAAGCAAAAAUUAAUGUUAUUCGUACUCUACUUCUGGUUUCCGUUUGUUUCUUCAUCUGUUGGAUAACUAAUGGGACAUAUUACUUAUUGUACAGCCUUGGGGUAUUGCUGAACUUUGAGAGUCCUGUCUACAAGCCAAGCGUCAUCGCUUCAUACGCCAACUGUUGUAUCAAUCCCUUUAUCUAUGUGUUCAGCUAUGAUGCUUUCAAAGGUGCUCUAAAGGAAGCCUCUGGUUGUACGACAUCUGAAGAACAACCCUCAACAAGCACCAUCUCAAAUGUUUCAAACUAAUGCUUAUUUGCGCUUUUGUUCAGUAGACCUGUGGUAAAAGGCAAUUCCAUGUUCAACUUAUUUCUAAAUUACCCUUCUUAUUGAAGAAAUUAUUUGUACUUUUAGGAUACCGGAGUAUGAAUUGGUUAACAUGAAAUACUGCAUAUAAAAAUAUGUCAUUGGUCGAAUUCUACUUAAUUUUAUUACAGGGUGGCCAAAUAUUUCAAGAUUAAAUUGGAUUAAGCAGUGUAGUGUAGUGUAGUGUGAAAUCGUUUAGACGUUACUGAAUUUCAUAUUUUAUUUUCAUUUAGUGCUUGAAGUAGUUAGUAGUUCUGUAAUUGUAAUAAAAAUGUUCUUGAACAGCAAUCUUCAAAAAAAUGUUUUUUUUUUUUUUUAUCUGUUCAGGAAGUCCAAAUUCAUUCAAUUUUCUGCC
Molecule: messenger RNA, 2048 nt
Organism: Owenia fusiformis
Lineage: Eukaryota; Metazoa; Annelida; Polychaeta; Sabellida; Oweniidae
Source: the annotation of a GenBank genome assembly